UAUAGACAGAGCAGCCAAUCAGAGCCCAGAGCAGCUGGUCUCUAUGGUAACGACGGAUCGUUUGGAGCAGAGCAGCGUCGGACUGAAGCUGAGAACAAACUGGUUCAACUGGGAGAACUGGAGCAGAAACUGUCAUGGCAGGAACGUCCAGACACGACCGAGCGAUGGCCCAGAAGGCCAAGCAGCAGCUGUCGGGAUGUUCUGACCCGGUGGAGCGGCUCCGGCUGCAGUGUCUGACCCGAGGCUCGUCUGGGAUCAAAGGCCUGGGCAGGACCUUCAGGAUCAUGGACGACAACGAGAACCGCUCCCUGGACUUCAAGGAGUUCCUGAAGGGCCUGAACGACUACGGGCUGCUGAUCGAGAAGGACGAGGCCUCCGCCUUGUUCCGCCACUUCGACCGCGACGGCAGCGGCUCCAUCGACUUUGACGAGUUCCUCAUCACCCUGAGGCCUCCCAUGUCCAAGUCUAGGAUGGAGGAGGUGAUGGAGGCGUUCAGGAAGCUGGAUAGGACCGGAGACGGCGUGAUCACCGUGGACGACCUGAGGGGCGUCUACAACGCCAAGUACCACCCAAAGUACCAGAACGGGGAGUGGACCGAGGAGCAGGUGUUCCGGACCUUCCUGGACAGCUUCGACUCUCCAUACGACAAAGACGGGAAGGUGACCAAAGAAGAGUUCCUGAACUACUACAGCGGCGUCAGCGCCUCCAUCGACAGCGACGCCUACUUCAUCCUGAUGAUGAGGAACGCCUGGAAGCUCUGAGGCCGCAUGAGCUAUGACUCAUUUAUAAUGAUGAUAAUAAUGUUUUACAGUGAUCAUUAUUUAUGAUGAUGUUUUACAGUGAUCACUUUAUGAUGAUAAUAUUAAUGUUUUACAGUGAUCACUAUUUAU
Molecule: messenger RNA, 890 nt
Organism: Xiphophorus hellerii (green swordtail)
Lineage: Eukaryota; Metazoa; Chordata; Actinopteri; Cyprinodontiformes; Poeciliidae
Gene: capslb
Product: calcyphosine-like b
Exons: 5
Coding region: 135-761 (208 amino acids)
Molecular function (GO): calcium ion binding
Source: RefSeq, a predicted model, not a curated record